Molecule: messenger RNA, 3727 nt
Organism: Linum trigynum
Lineage: Eukaryota; Viridiplantae; Streptophyta; Magnoliopsida; Malpighiales; Linaceae
Source: the annotation of a GenBank genome assembly
CUGGAUGAGGUUCAGAUGUAAAAUGACAUUUUUUUAUCCCUACAUUAAUUCUUACUGAACCCACGCAAAAUUAGGGCGACAACACGAAAUCCUCUUCUCAAAUCGAAGAAGUAGAAGAAGAAAACUCUCUCUCUUCUCUCGUUUCGUUUCAAUCCUUACACUCCAAUUUCGCUUCCAUUCCCUUCCCUUCCCUUUCGCUGUCCUGCAAAGCUCCGGGCUUUACCAUCUUCUUCUCUUCAUCUUCGGGUACUCUCUCUUUUCUCUCUUCCGCUCUCUGAUUUCUCUCCUUUAUCAUUUCCCCAAUUUGAUAUUUUUGCCGGCCACUCCGUUCUGUGGUUACUCUAUCGCGAUUUUGUUCCCUUGUUCAAAUGGGUGAUUCGAGAAUCGAAUUCAUAGCCCGAAAACUUGGGUCGAAUGCUUGCAUGAAAUCGUUCCCGCUCGCGGGCAAUUCGUCAAUAAAAUCUGGAAGAUUUCAAAGGACUUAGGCGCUAGUUUUGGCCUCCCUCCCUCCGCCAUAACUGUAACUUGUAAAUUUGUUAAUGAUAUCUGGCCAAGAAAUCGCUAUGCCGCUAAUGAAUGGAGUAGAGUUAACUGGACCUUAAAAAUGAAAACUUUGCUCUUUGUUCCUUCCGGGUUUUUCUUUUUGUGGGAGUAUGCAGAGUAUGAUGGUAGCACUACGUUGUCUUCACUGGUUUUAUACUUGUUGAUUGAGUAAACCCUGUUAGGAUGGUGUGUUGGAGGGUAAUACUAGGAUAGUAGAAAAGUAAAGUGAAGUCUCUAAGCUGAAUCUUAAGAGGCAGAACUACUUGAUGAAGCUAGAAUAUUUAUAUAAACAGGUUCGGAAAAAAAUGAGCUUCGUAUAGAAUGUAUUGUCAUUCACCAAUACUCUUGACUCCGAAUAAUCAUUCUUUGCUUAGAGGCUGGCGUAACUUGUAUGUUUUAACUUGGUUAUCUUUGGAUGACAAUUGGAACGGUUCACUUUCCUAUCAGUUAGAUUGUAAUUGAACAAUGCUAAUAUUUAUACCUCUCUCCUUAAUCCUAUUGAAUGAUUAGUUAAUUUUCUCCAUGGUGGAAGCAGUAUGAAUGUUAUGUUAGUUCACACGGUUCAUGACUUGAAAAGAAUCUUUGAGUUACAUGUAUCCAAUCUUUGCUUUAUGGUUUCAUCUUGUGACGGUGCUAGAAAUUAUUGUGCUGUGAUUGAACGACAUAGAUAUCGGUUAAGUCGGACCGUUUUGUGGACCUGUGGUUUGACUCUCCUUUUGCAUCUGUCCUACUCCUUUCUAGUUCAGCAAUUGACUAGUAAAAUGGUCAGACACCAAAAUUUUGUUAUGCCACUGUACGCUUUAUUAUUAUGCCUGAAAUAAUAUUUUUUGUUGUUGUUAAGUGUAAUUCAAGUGUUGCUAUAUCUUUUGUUAUUCUGUCUUAUAGACCUGUUUAAUGAUUAAACUUGUUCCCUUUUUGGGCAGUGUUCAUGUUCGGAUUUCGAGAAAUACAUUUUCUUGAUGUCUUUCCCCUCCUUCAUAACCCUUAUAAUCAUUAUUCUGAAAUCUCUUUGCCUAUCUCUAUAAGUACCAUGAGUAAUGUUAUCAUGAUUCCUUCUGUAGACUUGAUUUACAUUGCAACCAACCCAAGUCUUUUCUCUCAUGCUCAAUUGAAAAUCAUACACUCUGAAAACCUUUUUCCCUUUCAUUUCCUUUCCUCCUAUCAAUAUGUGUAUGAAGUCCCAUGAACUCUUCUCGCCUAUGUACCUUCUUCACAGUUCCCUUCCAAGCUUGCCUAUUUUAAAAAUAUAAGAUGCCAACUGAAGGGGGCAAUGCAUCAGCAGUUCCGAACCUAGGAGAACCCAUCGACUCUGAUGAGAGAAUUGAUCUAAAUGAAGACAAUGAUCCUGAGGAGGCUAUGGAUGAAGAGGUUGAAUAUGAGGAAGUUGAGGAAGAAGAAGAAGUGGAAGAAUAUGUAGAGGAGGAAAUAGAGGUGGAAGAGGAAGGAGAAGAAUCAGACAAUGAUAACAAUGAUAUUGCUAAUCAUGGUGGUGGGACAAGAAGUGAAUAUGAUGAUGAAAAGAAAAAGCAUGCUGAACUUCUUGCCCUCCCUCCUCAUGGUUCUGAAGUAUACAUUGGAGGCAUUCCUCAUGAUACCACACAGGAGGAAUUGAGAGGUUUUUGUGAAUCUGUAGGAGAUGUUCACGAGGUACGCAUGAUGAAGGGAAAGAAUUUAACUGACAGUAAGAUUUUUGCCUUUGUGACCUUUACAAGUGUGGACUUGGCAUCAAAAGCCAUCAAGGAGCUGAAUAAUUCUGAAUUCAAGGGUUCAAAACUCAAGUGUUCCACAUCUCAAGCUAAGCACCGAUUGUUCCUUGGAAACAUUCCUAGGAGUUGGGGAGAAGAAGAGUUGAGGAAGGCUGUGACAGAGGUUGGGCCUGGAGUUAAUGCCAUUCAACUGGUGAAGGAUCCAAGGAACAUCAGCAACAACAGAGGUUUUGGUUUCCUAGAGUACCAUAACAAUGCAUGUGCUGAAUAUUCAAGGCAAAAGAUGUCAGAUCCAAAGUUUAAGCUAGGAGAUAAUACACCAACUGUGAGCUGGGCUGAUUCUAGGAGCACUAAUUCUGCAGCUGCAACUCAGGUUAAGGCAUUGUAUGUGAAGAAUUUACCAAAAGAUGUAACACAAGAUAAGCUGAAGAACCUUUUUGACUGUCACGGACAAAUCACAAAGGUGGUUUUGCCACCAGCCAAACUGGGACAGGAGAACAAUAGAAUUGGUUUUGUUCAUUUUGCCGACAGGUCCAGUGCUAUGAAAGCGCUGAACAGCACUGAAAAAUAUGAAUUAAAUGGCCAAACUUUGGAGUGCUCUCUUGCAAAACCUCAGGCGGAUCAGAAAGCUGUUGGUCUUUCAAACAUUCAGAACCCUGGUAUUCUUCCAAGUUUCCCACCCUAUGCUGGUUAUGGUUUGGGUGGGGCUGCCGCAUAUAGCCCUCUUGCCACAGGAUAUGGUGCUUCCCCCUUUGCGCAGCCGUUGUAUUAUGGCGGUGCACCAUCUCCUCCUGGCAUGGCAAUGAUGCCAAUGCUCCUACCUGAUGGCCAAAUUGGAUAUAUUCUGCAACAGCCGGGCUUACAGCAUCAUCAUAUGACGCCUUCACAUCUGGCGAUGAAUAGUAGAAGUAGCAGCAGCAGUGGCGGCAGGGGGAAUAGAAGUGGUAGUGGUGGUAAUCCCAGUCGGGAUAAGCACAGCAACGAUGGCAGCAGCUACAGUCGCAGAUUUCGACCUUACUGACUUCUAGUGUUGUUUUUCCUUUGCAUCACAUUCUCCUCUUGUGCCGUUUUACAGUUUUCAACAAAUUAGAGUUAGAGCCCUAGCCUUUCUGUUUUUUUUUUUUUUUUGGCUAGCACAAUCAAAGCUCAGAUUUUAUCUAUGUUGCUGAGUUGUUUGUACGUGCUUGAUAACUUAUAUGCCCCAUUUCUUGGUUCAUUCAAUACUUCCAGUUAACUUUUCUACUGCCCCAGAAGCUGUACCUAGUCUUUUGAAAAUCGAAUGUAAUGCAAUUUGGAUUGUAUCUAUUCUACUGUACUUGUAUUGGAAUCAAAGAAAGGAUUCCUUGAUAGUUGAUUCCUUCCUAUCUCAUUGACAGCAAUAAGCAACAGCUAGAACUUUUAACAUCUCAAGUACACUGAUAGAAACCUGUAGUUGAGAAAAGAGAAUUGGAAAUUGAGAAGAAAGGGGAUUAGGGAUU